CAGAUUACGAGCACCGAACAAAACUACUAUCCUCACUCCGAACAUGCACUACGCGGCAAGCCUCGAGCUCGCCGACCUCAUUCCUCCGCGAGAAGACUUUUCUGCGCGCGGACUGCGUGUUUGCAGCAGAGGAAUACGCCAUCUGUGCCUCGCUAGCCUCUUUUCUUCGGACAUGGAAGCUGAUGAUGAGGCUUGUCGCGUGUCACCAUGCUCCAUGGGCAGACGCUCGGCACGGCCUUGGCGGAGAAGGCUCUGAUGGCCGAGCAGAUACACAUUGCAUCCGUUAAGAUUUUAUUUCGAGCUUGGCCCUCUUCUUCUUCCUUCAUCUCCUCCCUCUACCCUCAUCUCCCACCCCUACAUCAAUCUCCAUUCACUCAGCCCGUCCUCGCCUCCACUCCAGCAACGCGUUAGCCGUACGAUACACGAAUCGCCAUGUCUAUCAACUCCAGUGGUACCACCUCGGCGCUGCCGGCAGCGGAGCUGAACAGCUAUGACUUUAUCAUUGUGGGUGGCGGGACCGCAGGCUGCGUAAUCGCUUCGCGACUCUCCGAGUACCUGCCCAACAAGAAGGUGCUCUUGAUCGAGGCUGGACCUUCGGAUUUCAUGGACGACCGCGUGCUGCUUCUCAAGGAAUGGCUGAACCUCCUAGGCGGCGAACUCGACUACGACUACCCCACCACCGAACAGCCACAUGGAAACUCUCACAUCCGUCACUCGCGUGCCAAGGUCUUGGGUGGAUGCUCGAGCCACAACACUUUGAUCAGCUUCCGGCCUUUUGAAUACGACUGCAAGCGAUGGGUCAAGCAGGGUUGCAAGGGUUGGGAUUUCAAGACGUUCACGAGGAUUUUGGACAACAUUCGCAACAAUGUCACCCCAGUGCAUGAAAGGCACCGGAACCAGCUCACUCGCGACUGGGUCGAGACUGGCGCAAAGGCAUUAGAUCUUCCACUUGUCAAGGACUACAACCACGAAAUCCGAUCCACCGGAGCUCUCCACCCCGGCAUUGGAUUCUUGUCCGUCUCCUACAACCCAGACGACGGUCGACGAAGCAGCGCAUCAGUCGCCUACAUUCACCCGAUUCUGCGUGGAGAUGAGUGCAGACCGAACUUGACGAUUUUGACCAAUGCUUGGGUGAGUAAGAUUAACCUGUCUGGAAAGCGUGUCACAGGCGUGAACAUCACUCUCCAAGAUGGUACCAAGCAUACUCUCACUGCCAAAGCCGAGACUAUCCUCAGUGCCGGUGCUGUAGACACGCCUCGUUUGAUGAUGUUGUCCGGUCUGGGCCCAAAGCAACAUCUCUCAGACCUCGGCAUUCAAGUUCACCAUGACAUUCCAGGUGUGGGUGAAAACUUGCUUGAUCAUCCCGAGUCCAUCAUUAUGUGGGAGCUGAACAAGCCCGUCGACCACAAUGCCACCGUUAUGGACUCCGACGCAGCCAUCUUCCUUCGAAGGGAAGUGCCCAACGCAGCUGGCAGUGACGGAGACAUCAUCGACAUCAUGGCUCACUGCUACCAAGUCCCAUUCGUUUACAACACUGAACGUCUUGGUUACGAUGUGCCAACAGAAGCCUUCUGUGUAACUCCAAACAUCCCUCGUCCACGAUCUCGCGGUAAGCUCUAUCUUACCAGCAGCGACCCCAGCGUGAAGCCUGCUCUUGACUUCCGCUAUUUCUCCGAUCCAGAGGGCUACGACGCAGCCACAAUUGUCGAGGGCUUAAAAGCCGCUCGCAAAAUCGCCGAGCAGUCACCAUUCAAAGACUGGAUCAAGCGCGAAAUCGCCCCAGGUCCAAAAGUACAAUCUGAUGAGGACUUGAGCGAGUACGGUCGUCGUGUAGCCCACACCGUCUACCACCCUGCCGGUACUACCAAGAUGGGUGAUGUCAAGACCAAUCACAUGGCUGUCGUUGACCCGGAGUUGAAAGUACGCGGUCUUCAGAACAUCCGUAUUGCAGACGCUGGUGUCUUUCCAGAAAUGCCAUCUAUCAACCCCAUGCUUACUGUCAUCGCGAUCGGUGAGCGUUGCGCGGAAAUGGUUGCUCAGACUUGGGGCUGGACUGGUCUUGAGAGAGCUCGUUUGUAGAUGGAUCAAUUUUUUUUUGGAUAGCACGGCGGUAGCGGCAUGAUAAAACGGCGUUUAGGGAGGCAUGAGGGAUCUGAAAAUGUUUGGAGUUUGGCAAAUGGAAAUGAUGCAAAGAGCAAAUGAUUGCGAUGCGAUACCCGGUUCACGCGCGUGGACAUAUAUAUCUGUGAGUAUGGACGUGUACAUCUGCAAUGAAUUUACUUUUCAGAGAUGUGUACUGUUCAUCAACUUGCACGAAAUGAGUAGCAGCGUCGAUCAACGUGACAACACAGAAAUAGGUAAUCCAGAGAUGACACUAUGAAUCGAUUCGAAGAGUCUUGAGGGCUUUGGCACAAAAUAGUAAGGUAGGUAGGUAAUAUCAUCAUCCGCUAAGGAUUA
Molecule: messenger RNA, 2457 nt
Organism: Pseudocercospora fijiensis CIRAD86
Lineage: Eukaryota; Fungi; Ascomycota; Dothideomycetes; Mycosphaerellales; Mycosphaerellaceae
Exons: 1
Coding region: 433-2079 (548 amino acids)
Molecular function (GO): oxidoreductase activity, acting on CH-OH group of donors; flavin adenine dinucleotide binding
Source: RefSeq, a predicted model, not a curated record